AUGGUACCUUUACCAAGUAUUUUGUCGCAGAUCAGUUCAGAUGAUAAGUUAGAGAGAGGGGCAGUGAAGAGGUUGAGAAUCCGGCGAAGAAGGCUAAGAAGUCCUGGUCUGAUAGAACGUGAAAGCUACCAUCCAGGAAGGGAAAGCAAGCUGAGUUCUUUUCGCAAGAAAUGCGAAAAAACAACCCAAUUGGUGCUUGGUUUGCAGCACUUCUCCUAUUGGUCCAAGAUUGGCAGAGGUGUGCGGAUACAUAUGUACGAAAUUACUCUUCACUAUGAUACAUUUGAUGGAUUCAUUGUACUUCAUGGAACAGAUACAUUGGCGUAUACAUCUUCAGCGCUAUCAUUUAUGUUCGACAGCUUGAAAAAACCUGUUGUUAUAACUGGAGCACAAAUUCCAAUAUUUGAAAGGCGUGCUGAUGCGAAGGAGAACUUCCUAACCUCUCUCAUAAUUGCGGCAUAUUAUGAUAUACCAGAAGUAUGUGUCUUUUUUGCAAAUAAAUUGUUCAGAGGAAAUCGUAUUGUGAAAGUGAGCUCAAAUGAGUUGGAUGCUUUCAGUUCUCCAAAUUAUCAUACAUUAGCCGAUAUAGGAGUUGAUGUUAAAGUGAAUCAUCAUUACAUCCGAAAAACCGAUGAUAGUAUUCCUUUCAAGUUAUUUGAUGACCUUAAUCAAAACGUAGCAAUGUUAACACUUUUUCCUACAAUAACUUGUGAAAUGCUGAAUUCGUUUUUGGAAUGUUCUCUCAAGGGAAUAGUGAUUCAAAGUUAUGGAAGUGGAAAUAUUCCGUCCAAAAGGAAUGAUUUACUCUCAGUUUUUAAAAAAGCUGUAGAAAAAGAAAUGCUGAUAGUCAACAUUACACAAUGUUCACGAGGAUCUGUUCAUGCUUCAUAUGAACCAGGAAAAGUUUUUAAAGAUAUUGGUAUAAUUUGUGGAAGAGAUAUGACUGCUGAGGCUGCCCUGACUAAACUGGCGUAUGUCUUAGCAUUGCCAGGGCUAAGCUUUCAACAACGUGUUCAGAUGAUGAAAACGGACCUUAGGGGUGAAAUGUCUGUGAACGUUGAAGAUUUCUGAUCUUUUUUCGACCAGAUUUGUAGUUGUAUAGAAUCCUUGCUACGCAUAAGUCUCUUCCAUUGGUAUUUGCUUUUCUCAACACGUGAUUCGAAAAAGGGAGUAGAAACCCACUAGCCUCAACGUCAAAAAAGGUGGAAUUGUAUACAAUUGAUUUCGCACAUAAUCAUUCAAUAAAAUAUCAAUAGUAAUCGGAAA
This is a messenger RNA of Leptinotarsa decemlineata (Colorado potato beetle), 1266 nucleotides long. Its product is annotated as L-asparaginase. NCBI's taxonomy places the organism in Eukaryota, Metazoa, Arthropoda, Insecta, Coleoptera, Chrysomelidae. Gene Ontology annotation, molecular function: asparaginase activity. Gene Ontology annotation, biological process: amino acid metabolic process. The record is from RefSeq and is a predicted model, not a curated record.